This is a messenger RNA of Nicrophorus vespilloides, 2012 nucleotides long. RefSeq names its product cytochrome P450 9e2-like. Gene Ontology annotation, molecular function: monooxygenase activity; iron ion binding; heme binding. Bases 131 to 1624 code for a protein of 497 amino acids. Lineage: Eukaryota; Metazoa; Arthropoda; Insecta; Coleoptera; Silphidae. The record is from RefSeq and is a predicted model, not a curated record. The transcript has 5 exons.
CAGUAACAUUAUCGCAGUAAAUGAAUAUGUUAUCACAUUGAGAUAGUUGUUUAACUGGAGUAUGUAAUGUUAAAUGUUAUUCAUUGUGUUAUCAUAACCGCUAUAAGAAAGUGCACAAACUAACUGUAAAAUGUUGUUUGUGUUGAUUUCUUGCGUUCUUUUAGUUUUUAUUUUUUGGAAACUUAUGAAAAGGCAGACUCUUUGGCGCCAGAGGAAUGUGACGCAAGGUACAGCAAUUCCCAUAUUCGGGGAUAGCUGGAAGACGUUCCUAAAGCAAGAGUCAUUUGUGGAGAUGGUUCAAAGAAAGUACAACGAGUUUCCAUCUGCCAGAUAUACAGGAAUUUACCGCAUGUCUUUUCCUACGUUGAUGAUAAGAGAUCCAGAGUUGAUCACUCGCAUUGCCAUCAAAGACUUCGAUCACUUCACCGAUCAUCGAACGUUCUUCAGCGACCAGGCCGAUCCUUUAUGGAAUAAGAAUCUAUUCUCGCUUAGAGGUGAAAAGUGGAAGGAGAUGCGUGCAAUCUUGAGUCCAGUUUUCACAGGCAGCAAAAUGCGAUUGAUGUUUGAUUUGAUGAAAGCCUGUUCAGAUCAGUUCGUCGCUCAUUUCUUAGAGAGGUCGGAUGUUGUGCUGGAAGUAAGCGACGCAUUCACGAGGUUUGCGAACGACGUUAUAGCCAGUUGCGCGUUUGGUGUUAAAUGCGAUUCACUGAAGCAGCCAGAGAACGAGUUCUAUGCCAUGGGUAAGGAUGCGACCGAUUUCAGCACAUUGUCGAGAAAAUUUAAGAUUUUCUUUUUUUUUCUCGUGCCUAACAUAAGUAAAAAAUUUAAAUUUUCGAUAUUCAGCAGGAAAGUGGGAGAUUUCUUCAAAGGUUUGGUCAAAGAAAACAUUGAAAUGCGAGAGGUGAAUGGAAUAAAGAGAAACGAUUUAAUUAAUUUGUUAAUGGAGGCAAGGAAAAAGGAACUGUCGCAUGAAGACAUCACAGCCCAAGCUUUGGUAUUUUUUUUUGCAGGCUUUGACUCGGUUUCCACGCUUAUGAGUUUCCUUGCGUACGAAUUGGCCCUCAACCCUGAAGUCCAAGAUAAACUUCGCGAUGAAAUAGAUGAAACACUUAUCAGCUGUAAAGGCAAUCUGAGAUACGAAGAUUUACAAUCCAUGAAGUACUUGGAUAUGGUCAUAGCAGAAACGUUGAGAAAAUGGCCAUCAACAUUCGUCGUCGAUCGUGUAUGCGUGAAGCCCUACACCAUACCGGCUCUAGAAAAAUCAGAAUCGGAUCUACACUUGAAUGCAGGUGAUGUUCUUUGGUUGCCUAUAUUCGGUAUCCAACGAGAUCCUAAUUACUAUACAGAUCCUGAACGAUUCGAUCCUGAGAGGUUCAACGAUGAGAAUAAGGGACGGAUCGGAACAUCCACUUAUAUUCCUUUCGGUUUGGGGCCGAGAAACUGCAUCGGAUCUCGUUUUGCACUUCUAGAAACGAAACUGCUUUUCAUCCAAAUUCUCAGCAAUUUUAAGAUUGAGGUCGAUGCAGAAACUACUGUACCGUUGAAACUAGAUAGACAUAAAUUCGGAAUAACGUCCGAAGGUGGUUUCUGGUUGGGAUUUAAAUCCAGGAGACGUUCGAAAUAAGAAAAUGUAUAAAGUAAAUCUCAAAUAAAUUUAAUUAAUAUAGACAAGACAUUAAUAUAAAAAAAAAUGUUUUGGAUAAGAAAAGUAUAAAUUCUUAACCAUAUCUGUAAGCGAUUGAAGCUGGAAGAAUGUACCAAUGGUGUCACCCAAAAUUGGUUUUGGAAAUCCUUGCACAACAUUUUUAUAUUUCCAGUAAAGUUGUUGACUCACCGAGCCCAACCGAAUAAAUUUAAUUAAUAUACACAAGACAUUAAUAUAAAAAAAAAAUAUCAUUAAUAAAUAACUAAAGUUAGUCAGUAAAUAAAUAUUAUGUGGAAUGCACUGUUAUUUAAACAGUUCACAACUAUUAUUAUUAAAGCCUCAAUGGCUUGUAAAAAUUUCUUCAGAA